Messenger RNA from Lachancea meyersii CBS 8951, 1524 nucleotides. NCBI's taxonomy places the organism in Eukaryota, Fungi, Ascomycota, Saccharomycetes, Saccharomycetales, Saccharomycetaceae. The record is from the annotation of a GenBank genome assembly.
AUGAAUUUUUCGGGCGAUCAAGACAGCGAAUACAGCCAUCUCUCGAUUGGCGUCCAGCAGCUUUCGCUGCGACAGAUUAAUCCAAAUCAUGGAUACAAUACCAAGAAACCGCAUUCUCGCAGCAAAAAGCACGGGAAAAGUAGCGAGGCAGCUCACCCCAUUGAAACACCUCUCGACCGCAUCAAACUCAAGACGGAUUCCGAUGCACAUUUGGCAGUUUUGAAAAAUGAAAACUAUCACUUGAAGCUGGAACUUACACAACAACGGCAGGAGGUGGAUAAUUUGCUGAAGCGCUUGAAAACAUCUGAAGCCAGCGUUGAAAUUGAUGCACCUCAAUGGCCUGUUUCUAACUCAAAAACAUCCGUUCUGGUGUCCCCCAAUGAAAUAAAUGACGAAAAUGACUCUCCUACGAGAUCACACCAUCCUUCUCUUUCAGAAUAUGACAUCGUCACACACUUCUCCGGCUCCCCUUACAAGGGAGAGCUGAUUUCAUCACCGCAAGACAUCGCGUCGCGAGCGAGUUCGUCGAUCACUCAUCUUCGCCGAAACAGUAGGUUCUUUAAGAACUCAGUGAUACCAUUCUUGCAGAAAACUCUCGACACUUUUCAGCACAGUGAGGUAUUCAAUGAAGAUGCUCACGUCUUGCGCAGAAACUUAGAUGCUUUCAAAGCACACUCAUCGACCGAUAAAGAUGCAAAAGUCCAGUUGAUGAUUAAUAUUCUGGAUGGUAUAAACCAUUUACAACAACAGUGCAUCGCAGUAUUGAACCGGGAACUAGAAAACAAACACAUCUCUCAUCGGCUUGAAUAUUUGUUUACUGUUUUCUUAGAUCCCGAACAGUAUGGACUGGUCCGCAAAGACUAUAGCGACACAUUGAAGAAAGAGUUGCUUGAUUUAAUGUUGGAUCUUCUUGCAUCCAAGGGCGAAAGUGCAAGUCCAAAAAAUCAAAAGACGCAAUUGAAGCAGACUGGUAAGCGGGAUAUUUCUAUGGUAGGCCACACCAAAUCAACGACAGGAUCGAAAAUUGAUAUUAAAAGCCAGAUUGAGAAGGUUCCAGCUUUACCACCUACUCCAAAGCUGGCUAAAAGAGGAAGCGUCAAGCCAAAAAAAGCUCUGGCGUCAAGUCCACGCGGCCCCCAGUCAAGGUCGCUAUCAUCUGCAGUUUUACCCUCACUGCCGCAAGCCAAACAUGACAAUGUCCAGGAAAGGCUCUUGGAAAUGCGUCAGGCUCACAAAUUCAAGGGCUCGAGUACUCAGACCACCAACAGCCAGUGGGAAUUUAUACCGAUUGGAUAUGACGAGAGUAUGUUGCUGAGACAAACUCCGGACCGACGUCUAAGAUUAAAUCAAAAGCGCAAUGAGAUUUUGCAGAGGACCCCGCUGGCUAUGACAUUCAAGGACGAAGGGGAGGCAGAAGCGGAUUUUGAUCCUCUUCAGGCAUAUUUUACCGAGUUUUCUGGUGACACAUUGGAUCAGGACGAAUCCACUGCAGAGGGUCACCAGUUGACAAAACAACGAGUGUGA